Messenger RNA from Lepisosteus oculatus (spotted gar), 2175 nucleotides. Lineage: Eukaryota; Metazoa; Chordata; Actinopteri; Semionotiformes; Lepisosteidae. The record is from RefSeq and is a predicted model, not a curated record.
CCGUUGUCAUGGCUGCCUGUACUGCCGACGGCAUGGUUAUCGCAAGACCAUAACUUUAAUAUCUUACUUAUGGCUUAACUGCAAUACUGAGUUCAUCUGUAUUCUACAACAGCCGUGCAGGAUUCUGGCCCCGAUGGCGGACGCCGCGGAGGACAAGAGCCGAGGGCUGAAGUUCGCCGAGCGGCAGCUGCUCCGACACGGCUGGCAGCAGGGAAAAGGUCUGGGUAAACGGGAGAACGGGAUUUCGGAAGCCAUCAAAGUGAAAGUGAAAUGCGAUAAGACCGGGGUAAGGUCCUUUUACCUCCUGUUGUUGAAACCAUGUGGGUCUCUGACUCGUCUCGGGGUGUCGCCCAGGGGGGAUCGGGUCUCUGACUCGUCUCGGGGUCUGAGCUGGACGGAGGCCCAGAGGCCUCUGUGCAGCCCCGGAGGACGACAGCUGCCCUUCCCUCGGGACAGGAUGCUGCCGGACACCACUCUGGUGUGCUGGUCUGUGCUGCAGGACGGCGUGACGGUGCAGAAGCUGCUGGAGGAGGAGGGGCCCGUCUCGAACAAGAAGCCGCGGAAAGCGGAGCUCAGCAGGGCCAAGCUGUACGGCCGGUUCAUCAAGUCGGCCACCCUGCUGUCGGGGGAAGAGCAGGCCGAGGAGAAGCCGGGGAGCUCGGCGGACAGCAGUGACUCCGAGGACGAAGACCGGAGAUUGGACCUGUCCUCCACCACCAAGUUGUCAGAUGAUGACCUCAUCAAAGUCUGCGGGGGGCGCACGGCUCACAAGGGAGCCCGGCACGGCUUCAAGAUGAGCGCCAAGCUCGCCAGGCUGGAGCAGCAGGAGAGGGAGUUCCUGGAGAAAUAUGGCAAGAAAUCCCAGGCAGGGGGCUCGGACGCCAGCCCCGCCAGCAGGGGGCAGCAGCAGCAGCAGCAGCAGCAGGAGGAGGAGGAGGAGGAGGAGGAGGGCAGGACAGGCAAGAGGAAGAAGAAAAAGAAGAAGCAGCAGCAGCGCUUGGAGGAGAGGGAGGCCCUGAUGGAAGAGGAAGGGCACUGCUCCGAGACGGGGGCAAGUGGGCAGCAGGAUUUGCCCCGGAAGAAGAAGAAGAAAGGGAAGAGGGGUAGAAGCGAGGCCAUCCUGGAGCAGGAGCAGGGAAAUAGUGCCGGAGAGGAGGAGGAGGAGGAGGAGGAAGGCAGGAAGAAGAGGAAGAGCAAUAAGAAGUGCAGACAAGAGCCCGAGGAGGAACAGGCAGAGGACUCGGAGAGGAGCAGGAAGAAAAAGAAAAAGAAGAAGAAAGCACAGGAUGAGUGAGGGGAGUGAGCCAAACACUCCUCUGAUUACGCUUCUAUUGGUAGAACUGCUGUACUGGUCCUUGUGCCCAAACUGUGAACUGACACAUUGGAAAACACCAGGCCUUGCUCAUGGGGAACGACUGCAGUCUGGGGGAGGUUUGCACACAGCCGAUUGCACUGCCAGUAUGGGCUCGGACUUGUCCCGUCUCUCUGGAGGGUGUGAGGGACUUGGAACAAAGAAUUGCUUUUUUAACCAAUAGAAAUAUGAUCCCGUGACUCAAAGGACAGAUUUGCUACAAUUUUUUGCAUCUGGCCUCUGUUUCAAUAAUCUCCCUGAAACACAAGCUAAAGACCGCUGCUGUUGUCAGUACAGCUGUUCACAGAAUUGGAAGCUUCGCCAGCACAGGUAUAAGGCGUCUGCCAGACGCUGGUGCCUCAACUCUGAAAGACACUUUGUCAAAAACGCAGAGGAUUGACAAAGCUGAAAUCGCAUGCCGAGGAAUCGGAAAGCUGAGGGCCGUGCAGCUGAAUCAGGACCUCCUCCCUUCCCCAUCCGUGAAAGAGGUUUCUGGGUUUGCACCGGUGGCUGCUCUGUGUGAGACAGAAUGUCUCGAGGCCGGGGCCUGGCUGUAGAGCUUUUCUCAGCUCUUCCCCUUGCCUCUGCAGAAACCAGUAAAACCUGCCUACCCGCACUGGAGCUCCUCAAGCACUCUUUUUCCCUUAAUGUGGCAGCUGGCCCCAGCGCUUCCAGCUGCAGUAUGUGACAGCCUUGUACUGAUGGAGCACUUAAGGGAAAAAUUCAACUUUGUACAAUUUUGUACAAGCGGCCAGGAGAUUCUGAUUUUUAACUGAAGUCUCAGUUGUCACGUGUCAUAUUUUAACAAUAAAAAUGUCCAGUUA